Molecule: messenger RNA, 9631 nt
Organism: Lytechinus pictus (painted urchin)
Lineage: Eukaryota; Metazoa; Echinodermata; Echinoidea; Temnopleuroida; Toxopneustidae
Product: myotubularin-related protein 8-like
Exons: 14
Coding region: 145-2235 (696 amino acids)
Biological process (GO): phosphatidylinositol dephosphorylation
Cellular component (GO): membrane; cytoplasm
Molecular function (GO): phosphatidylinositol-3-phosphate phosphatase activity; phosphatidylinositol-3,5-bisphosphate phosphatase activity; metal ion binding
Source: RefSeq, a predicted model, not a curated record
AAUCUGUCAUACAUGUAGAUUGAGAACGUUCGUCUGUUGGAUCGUUUCAAUUCCCGCAAGCCAUCCUCAGGCACACUGUAUCUGACUGCUACACAUCUGAUAUUUGUGGAUCCUGCUGGCAAGAAAGAAACAUGGAUCCUUCAUAUGCAUAUUGGGUUUGUAGAGAAGCUCCCUUUGACAACGGCAGGAGCCCCUCUUCAGAUCAGAUGUAAGACUUUCCAGGCCGCAACUUUUGUUAUACCCAGAGAGAAAGAUUGCCAAGAGCUAUACAAGUCAUUACAGAAGCUCUCAAAUCCAGCUGAGCUUGAAGACCUGUAUGCAUUCCACUACAAGUCAGCUACUGUUGUACCUUCUAUGGUAACAGGUUGGGAUCAGUUUGAUCUACAGGCAGAGUAUGCACGCAUGGGUAUACCCAAUGAACAUUGGUGUAGCACAGCCAUUAACAAGAAUUAUGAGAUUUGUGACACGUAUUCAAGAAGUCUAUAUGUCCCUACGUAUGCGAGUACACCAGUCUUAGUUGGGAGUUCUAGAUUCAGGAGUAGAGGUCGGUUACCAGUCUUGUCAUACCUACAUCGAGAAAACAAUGCUGCCAUGUGUCGAUGUAGUCAGCCAUUGGCAGGGUUUAGUGCUCGUUGUGUGGAAGAUGAAGAGAUGUUACAAGCUAUCCUAAAGACAAAUCCAAAGUCAGAUGUCAUGUAUAUUGUUGAUACUAGGCCAAAGAUUAAUGCGAUGGUGAAUAAAGCCUCAGGGAAAGGGUAUGAGUCAACAGAAGUGUAUACCAACAUCAGAUUCAAAUUUCUAGGAAUAGAAAAUAUACAUGUGAUGAGGAGCAGUUUGCAGAAGCUUAUUGACGUGUGUGAGUUAAAGAAUCCCUCUAUGGAAGCAUUCUUGAGUGGUUUAGAAUCUAGUCAAUGGAUGAAGCACAUCAAGGCUAUACUAGAUACAUCAUUAUUCAUUGCCAAGGCUAUUGCUGAUGAAGGAUUGUCAGUCUUGGUUCAUUGUUCAGAUGGCUGGGAUAGGACAGCUCAGACAUGCUCUUUAUCAAGUAUCUUACUGGAUCCAUACUAUAGAACUGUACAAGGUUUUCAGGUGUUGAUUGAGAAGGAGUGGUUGGCGUUUGGUCACAAGUUCCUGCAUCGAUGUGGUCUGCUAGCGUGUGACCCUAGAGAGGUGUCGCCAGUCUUCACCCAGUUCAUUGACUGUACCUGGCAGCUGUGUCAACAGUUUCCUUGUGCGUUUCAGUUCAAUGAGAGGUUCCUUCUAGAGCUCCACGAUCACGUCUUCUCCAGCCAGUUUGGCAACUUCCUUGGUAACUGUGAGAAGGAGAGGCAGGAUAAAAAGUUAUCCCAGAAGACAUUUUCUCUAUGGCGUUACAUGCAGGCUCGUAUGUCUGAUUACAUCAACCCCCUCUACAAACCUAAUCAUCCAAGCACAGAUGGUAUCCUCACACCGGACUUCAGCCCUCAGAUGCUCAAGUUUUGGCGUGGGAUGUACAACCGGUAUGAGAAUGGAGUACAUCCAAGGGAAUCGGUCUCUGAUGUAUUGAGUGCAAUGAAAGAUCACAGUUCUUCACUAGCAGACCAUGUACAGUUCUUGGAGAAUCAAAUAGCAUCAUUGAAGAAGAUGCUGACAUCUGAGAGUGUAAGCAGGGAGGAGAAACCUGAUACUAAUCAUAUCUUAGAGAAUGGUAGCAGUCAGAAUUCCAUCUCACUAGACAAAGAUGAUAUGAUAUCAACCAAAAAUGACCUAUCUAAUGAAAAAUAUGACUCAAGUGCAAUCAACAGAGAUGACUCACCCAACAACGAUGUGUCCUCUCUGAAGACCAGUCCAUCCCUGAGACGGGAUGAUAGUAGUGAAGUCCUCUCAGCAUCCCUUAUGAACAAUGCUGUAGAGAGUGUAGCUACUGAAUGGCAGAGCUUCAGGCAUAUAAGACAGUGCUCCUGUUCAUCUCCAUUUGACUACUUCAGCAGAAAGUACCAUUGUUGGAAGUGCGGUGAAGUCUUCUGUAUCCGAUGUAUAGAUAAGCAAACUCUGUUACCGGGUCAUGAAUCCCAGCGUCCUGUCCCAGUCUGUCGGCCCUGCUACAGGGAACUCAAAGCGGGUUGUUCCGAGCCUAGCACGCCCUCACGCUCACCGUCCGUGGGUCUGUCCCCAACGCACAUCUUAGCCAGUGGUCCAUUAUCACCGACAUCACCCAUCACAAACUCAUUAGGGACCAUGCAGAUUCAAGAAUAAUGAGAGACUGAUGACCCAGUUACAUUGCUGGAAUGGAUAUCAGUCUGAAAGCUUCUGAACCAAGUGUUACAUCACCCUCAACUUCAAGGUUUCCUUGGUAAUUGGUUGGUACGCAUUCUGUUUUUUGUGAUGUAUAUGUAACUGGGUCACAAGCACUUCAAGGAUACGACGAUGUCUGCUGUUGCUUAGCCAGUGUUGUCUAUAGAAUAUAACGAAGAGUAAAUUAGAUAUAUAUUUUUUUCUUUUCUUCAUUCUUGCAUUCUAAUCUCAACAGUCUGGUUUCAUUAUUUUUCAUUCAUUUUCUAUUACCUCUACUUAAAGUUUGCUUCUUGAUGUAUGGCUCAGUAUUUAUUGUAAAUCACUCUUAUUACAUCUUUGGCCGUUUUAUGCUUCCACUUUUCAGGCCAGAAUCAGCGUUUCCAAACGUGAUUAGUCCAAAACACGGUUGCGUCCAUGCUUAUUGUCAUUUAAACGCUGUUUCGAAACGCCGAACGUAAACUCACAAAAAGGUGCGUUUGUAAAUGUCGUUUGACCAGAAUCAGGCUUUCUGGGGAAGUAUAAACAGAACCACGAUCGUAAACGUGUUUAAAUGACGUCAUUUGGUACAUGCUUCCGGUGAGAUGAAAAUCCGCGGGCAAAUACAGUCGCAUUGCUCCACAUGGUUGCAUGUUACCUCCAUGGAAUUACUUCUUAUCUCCCUUGUUUUUUGCAUGUGUAGUACUAUUACUAGUAUUACUCUUCCAAUUUGUCAUCACGAUGAAUGUUGAGGGAUUUACACCAAAAACCUGGAACAGGAGUUAUAAUGAGGAGACAUCGCCAGAUGCCCUAGUAGCAUAAACAAGUAGAUAUUUUAUUAUUUUGUAUACUUAAUAUUCUUUAUUUUUUCUUAUUAUCAUGGUGGAAAUUAUAUGGCUAUAUCAAGAAGCUCCAUGCAAUUACUAAAAUAUCGGAAAUUGUUCGAUGUUUAUAUAACAGUCGACGUACCUUCCCCAUACCAACACUCGGAGAAAAAAAAACUUUCGAAAAAGGGUGCGCCCAAUUUGACCUCGCUUUCCUGCUCAACGAAAAUUACGAUGCGAAGCCAGCUGGAGAUUGUGAUUUCGCCUCUGAAAAUUUAAGCAUAAACAGCACUCCCAGAACCACGUUUACGAUCGGCGUUUUGAAUCGACGUUUGAAAACGCUGAUUCUGCCCUCGCAAUGGAAGCAUAAACACACCCUUAGUGAUAUAUAUAAUUCAUUUUCCAUCCAACCAAAUGCCUAGAUCCAAUUUUUUUUUCUGAGUCAUCUUUAUUUCAAUGGAUAUGUACAGGAAUUGGGAAUUGCCAAAGUUUUUUCAAAUGUUUUUUAAAUAUUUUUUAUAACUUUGGAGAGGUGUUUUGCUCACUGAAUAUGUCAUUGUACCUGAAUAUGUCUAAUUUUUGGCUCUGCCCGCUUAGAUAUCCAUUUGGCACAACAUGAAUCUAUGUUUUGCCACUCUCCACCCAGGUGUGGAUGAGUGCUGCCAGGAAGGGGCUCCUGGAAUAAAGUUUUUCACAAAGAGGUAUUGUGAUUCAAAGUCAUGUUUACACCCCAGUGCAAAUGUUGUAUGUAAUGUAUAUUCUGAUUGAUGACUCUCCAGCAGUGCACAUAGGCCUAUAUAGAGUGUGCUCUGUCCAACUCGAUAUUAUUCCAUACCACACACCACUAGGAAUUCCAGUAUGACAUAAGGGGCCCGUUUCAGAAAGAGUUAGAACUAUGGUUACCUUGCCAUUAUUGUAACUACCGUGGAAAGCUUUAUUGUGAUUGGCUGCUGAGCCCUGUUACCAUGGUAGUUGUGUAAAUGGCAAAGUUAGAAUAGUCGUAAUUCUUUACAAAACAGACCCACUUACCUCUUUGUGAAACACCACUCCCCCUGGAGUGCCAAAAUCAGGAACGUAGCUGUGCUAACCAGCAUGGUAGCAAUCUUUCCUUCCAUCAUUGGUAGAUGUGUAUGUGUUAUAAACAUCAAAUUUAUUUAUUCUUAUUGAAUUUCAGAGGUAUGAAUUUCAUUUUUGGUGCUCAACCAUGUAGUUGGUAGUCAACCAAGCAACUCUUCAUCAUUUAAAUAUCUGCCAAAACUAUGAAUUCUUCACAGGCAAAUCGGUCAAUGUUUGCAAGUGUUCUAGCUUAAUCAAUGUAAUGAUUAGAAGUUGGAAGCAAUAGGGUUACCUACAGCUUGCGUAGCUUGUCAAACUCAGUGUCUGAUGACUAUUACAAAUAUUUCAAUGUAGAUGAUAAUGUUACAGGACUUGGUGAAGCAACUUGAAGAUUGCCCUGAGGCACAUGAUAUAGUAAUGAAGGUGAUUAUAGUAAUAGUACCAAUGAUAGUCCUUAUUUACCAUGAGUAGUCGUCAUAAUGUGGUCUUCAAGUGGGCCAUGCACACUAUAGCAUUACUCUCAUAUUGAAUACGCCAAGCACACCGUGAUAAGGCAGAAAGUCCCAUUUUUCAGGUCAUUGGUAUGACAUCAUUGACCUGGCAGGGCUAGGGAUCGAACCUAUAACCUUUCUAAGGUCAAGUAAAGACAUUUUAUCACUUACCUAACCAUGAAAUAAUAUAGAAUUUCUGUUGAAUAAUUCUCAUUGUAAUUCAAGAGUGCAAUCUGACAGUUUUUUAUAUUUCCUCUAAAAAUAUACAUCCCCGGAAGUUUAUUUUGGCCUCGUCCCCCCUACCCAAUACCCCCCUAACCGAUAUCAGCAAUUUUCUAUUACCUGUUCAAUUACCAAGACACAACAUAAAAAAAUAGUAAGAGAAUCAUUAAUUUGUUUGAUAAUUCUCUGCAACAUUUUCAAUACUUUAAGACAGUAUUAUGCUUCAUCUCCUGAUCAAUGUGAGAACAUAAUUGGAAAUGCUGCCGUGCCUGUAGACCAAUGUGUUAGCAAAAAUGAGAAAUUUUCAUUCCUAUUUUUUUUUCUGAAAUGAAUGCACUAUUUUCAGUGUGCCUCAAUGUUUGUAUAAAAUUAAGAUUGUAAUAGUAAAAUUACGAUUGUAAUUGUAAAAUUAAAUACAAUCAUCGGUUUCUUGCAUUGAAGAGAAUGUUUUUGGUUCUUGGCCUUAUUUCAUGAGGCUUUUUGUCAAUCACAAAUUAUUAGCUGCUGUUAGCUGCUAUUAUACUGAAAUCCUGCUGUUUGAUAGGUUUAUAGCAGAUUUAUCAUAAUUAUCAUUAUAUCAUUUAUAAUUGAUAGAAGUUUUCAUGAGACUGGGUGCUGAUUUGGGAGUUACAGGUUGGAACAACAUUUAAUAUAGAGUGGGUCAAUUCUAAGGAUAUUUUUAUAUGAAUCUGAAUUAAAAGCGCUUGCCAAGUCUUGUAUAAAAAUUGUGUAGUGUGAAUGUAUGAUAUAUAUUUGACUAUUGAUAUGAAUGAACAUUCCCUUUUUACAAAUGAGUAAGUAUGUAAUCUGUAUUAACUUUGAUUCCUUGCAUAAUUGCAUUAGUAAUAAUUCUAAUUUUGGUCUAUGUGUGAUGAAAUGUAAUAAAAAUGUUAUAUUGUUCAUGAAGUCACUUUUUAAUCUAUCACUAUCACUACCAUCAUGCACAUAGUAGAAGGGUGUAGGCACAUAGACAAGUAAUGUGAAAAUGAUUUAUAUCCACCAAUUUCAUUUUGAGUUCAGUAAAAGGUGUUUCAGGGCUUAAUACAGUAUGAAUAUUGCUAUGAUAAAGUGUGCUAAGGGAUAGAUAAAAUGCCACACAGGUUCAGAGCAUGAUCCUACAUGGAUGCAGGUUUUCUUGAAAACAGAUUAAAAAUCCCAAGCUAAGCAGUCAGUCACGCUGAAACAUCAUAUAAAGGGCUUUGAAACCAGUUUGAUUGUUUCUUUCUUCUCUCAGAAAUAAUCAAUGUAUCCUUUGUGCCAUCAGAAAGAAUUCAUAUUCCUCUCUAUAAUGAUACUUUACUUAUUUUGAUUGAAAAUGACAGUAUGGUUGAAAAUUAUUGGAAAACACCCAGAGUGAGUGAAGAACAUGUUCUUAUGUACCAAGUUAUAUAUUUUGAUGUCUACUGGCUUGUCAGCCACCAAAUGAUUUACCGAACUGAGAUUAUUUUUCAAACUUACCAAUAUUGAUCUUUUCCAUCUUUCAAAGCAAUUAACCCCCAUGUAAGUCAUGAUCAUUACAAGUAAUGUAUAGUUUCAAGUAAAUUUAAUCAUUUUCCUGAUGAAAUCCUGCUUUAAUAUUGUAACGAGGCCAACAUUUCGAGGGACCAAGUUUUGAAAAUGGUGCAGUAUUUCUGUUGUGAACAUUACCGGUAGUAGUAUUCCAGUUCCAAGCAUGCAUAAUGAAGCAAAAUUUAACAGAUUUCCCAACUUUUCUGGAGGAGUUCAUUAUUGAGCUGUUGACUCCUUGAUGUAAAAGCUGUAUGUAAGACCUCUCAGCAAUGUGGAGCCCUUCAAUGCUAGAGAGGCUGGUCAGAUAUUUAACUUGGAUGGCUUAUACAAAAGGCUAGCUUAUUUUCAAAGACAUUUCUCACUCAUCACGAGCCAGCUACCUGUGAUAUAGUUCUCAAGGUCAUUCUAUUUUCACAACAUUUUAACUACAGGUAAUUUUUCCAAGUUUCCAAUUUGGACCUUUUCUAUAUUUCAAAGCAAUUUACCCCCCUGUAUGCCAUCUGCUUUCAGUUUAGACCACUCGGCAUCAAACACCCAAUUUUGAAGUUUGGGUAGACAUUCUUGGUGAUUGUCUAUUUCAGUGCAAUGUAGAUAGAUUUUAUUUAUCAAAUUCAUAGAAGGCAUUUCUAUUGUGAAGACAAUUUCUUUUCCAAUUCAAUGUAUUCAUGAGUGUGGCUUCAUAUUUCUCUUUAUAUUUCUCAUUUCCUUUUCUCUAGGAAUUUAACUUUAUUUCACUGUCAAUUUUAAUUUUAUUUGCCGUACUUGUAAAUGUUUUACAUAUUUUCUCAUCCUUUACACUACGUAUUAUGUUCUAUAAUACAUGAUAUGAAAAGUUUAAAACAGUAAUUUCUUUGGACGAAAGAAAAAUACAUUUAUGACCUACAUAAAGAGUUUUGAUGAUGAACCAUGUAGAAAACCUUAGAUUUUGUAUUAAAUAGCAUUCAACACAAGUGAACUUGCAGUGGUCGAUCGGCUCGUGCAGGAAAUGUAACUCUUUAAAAUUUCUCCAUUUCCCUUCCUUUCUUUACUCUGCCAUGAGCAUCUUCUCAUGAUGUAUAUUGAUGCAUUACAAAUGUCCAUAUUACUAUCAUUUGAAAUACAGAUGCAUACAUUGUAGAAUUGUGUUUGAUUUGUGUUUCAUAAUACAUGCAUGCAAAUUGGGCCUGUCUUUUGAUGUCACCCGUCGUUAAUCCUGUGAGAUUUAUCAGUGUAAUGAUAAUAAUAUGUCCAUUUAUAUAGCGCAGUUAGUAGGUGCAUAUACUCAACUGCGCUUUUUGAUACUUGGUAUCAUAUCAUUACCCCAGCCGUAGCUUAGCCGCUAUUAUCGUCGCUAGAGGAUCAAGGAAUAGAUCUAACCAGGUACCCAUUCACCUCACCUGGGUUAAGUACAGCACAGUGUGGGUAAAUUUCUUGCAGAAGGAAAACAUGCCAUGGCUGGGAUUGAACCCAUGCCCCUCUGAUUGAAAGAUGAUAGUCGUAACCACUAGAUCAUUACGCAUCCACAGUGUACCAAACACCAUGCAUCAAUAACUGUUUCUUUUUCAAAGUGAUCACAAACCUUAUUCAAACUCUGCAGCUUUCCUUGGACCUCCCUGCUAGUUCUACCGAUUGUUUCUUUAAUUUUUCAAUUCUCACUUGCGAUACUUGCUAUCCAAAAAUAGUUGUCAACUUUCAAAAGCCUUAUGAAUAUGAAAGUGGGAGGCACAUGUAUUAUAAAAUGCACAAAUUAUCCCCCUAUUUUAUUCUUAGAUUGAAUAAUUUACCUGAUGCACAUGUCACUCUCUCCCCCCUUCAUACAAACUUUAGUAUCACUCUAUCACUGGGAAACGUUGUGAUGGGUAUAUCAUGUAUGCAAUCACAACUUUUCCUGUAGAAGAAAAUUAUAACAUGGUGAUGAUGAUAGUCAUAAUCGUAAUAAUGAUAACAGCAAAGAUUAUGGUUAAUAUCAACACCAAAAAUACUAUUUAUUUUUCAAUGAAAAAAAAGUCAAGAAUCAGACAGAAAUGAAUAGGGUACCUUUUAUUACUUUAAAUUACGUGUAAGAUGACAUUUGACAAAUACAUUUAAGUAAAGAUUUUUAAUGAUAACUAUGCCAAAAAUCAUCAUGUAAAAAAAUAACUCAUUGCUUGUUUAUUCUUGUCAUUCUCUUGCAAUAUAUUGUUUACUCUUUCUCUGACCUCACCUUUUGUGGUUAUCUUGACUCAGAUCUUUAAAGUGUUGGCGUUUUCUAUCUCAAACCUAUUACUGUCAAAACUGGCAAAAUUUUAUCUGUACCAUUGUCAGCCAAAAUGAUUGAAGACUUAGAUAGAAACCAUGAAUCAAACAAACUGUAUUUGAUAGUGAUUAUGUCAUGUCUUUAUGCCAGAUGUCCACUUUUUCUGGUUUAUUUUAGCCUAUUGUGUUAUUUUAAUAUAUAUUUUCUAAACCCUUUAUCCCAUUUUUUAUAUGUAUGCCAUGCCAAUUUUGAAGAUAUAUCACCUAUCAACAAAGAAAAUGCUAUUGAUGAUAAAUCGAAAAUCUGGAUUGGCUCUUUUAUAUAAUAUUUGAAUAGGUCUUGUACUCUAUUCAGUGUCCAUAAAUUGGGUGAUUUCAAGUUCAGUGUUGACUUUUUGGUGUUGGUGUUAGGUGAAUUUUUACACGAUUAUAACACUAUAACAUAAAAUGAAGAUGGUUCCAAAAAAUCACUCACUAGUUGUUGAGAUGUCAAUGAUGUGAUCUGGAUCGGUUUUACAAACUCAGAAUAAGUUUUGGAGCGAGGGGAAGCAAUCCAAAUUUCAACACCCAACACCAAACCAAGGCUAACACCGGACUUGAAAUCACCCAUUGUAUUAUUUAAAGUGAUAAUGCAAUCUGCAGCAAGUAAAUGAACAAUUAUCUAUCAAACAUGAAAAAAUAUAUAUCCUUAUUAAAUGUUAAUUAUUUAUUCCUUGUAAAAUUAUGGAUAUGAUGUUUUUUAUUUUUCAUGAUUUAGUAAAUGAAAUAUAUGUUAAACUGUAUUUUAAAGAUGUGCUAGAAUGUACAUUAUGUUGUCAAUAUAAGAACACUGAUGGAAUGUAUUUUCUUUGGAGCACUGUCAUUGUUUUCUAAAAGAAAUUUCUAGCAUCACUUGCAAAGCAGUAUAAGCGCCUUUGUGUAUGUAUGCUUGUACAUAAAAAUGAAAAGGAAAGUAUAAAUAUAUAUGUUCAAUGAAAUUCCUUAGUUUAUCAAAUCAAAGAGUUUACAGAAAUUAAAUGGAAUAUGUGAUAAUAUAUAUGUAUAGUAUAGCUUAUAAGUUCAAAA